This is a messenger RNA of Phalacrocorax carbo (great cormorant), 5007 nucleotides long. The record is from RefSeq and is a predicted model, not a curated record. NCBI's taxonomy places the organism in Eukaryota, Metazoa, Chordata, Aves, Suliformes, Phalacrocoracidae.
CAGGGCACGCAUAUUCCCGGAAAGCCCCAGCCCGAGUUUCGUUUCUCGCUUCCCGAGGCAGCGGCAGCCGGGGCGAUGGCGGCGUUGGCUCGGUCGCCGAUGGAGCCGGGCCUGGCGGGGCUGGAGGACGAGCUGACCUGCUCCAUCUGCCUCUGCCUCUUCAGCAGCCCCGUGACGGUGCCCUGCGGGCACAACUUCUGCGCCUCCUGCCUGGAGCUCUCCUGGGCCGGGCAGUCGGAGAACUUCAGCUGCCCGCAGUGCCGGGCCACCUUCGCGGGCCGCCCGCAGCUGCAGAAGAACACGGUGCUGUGCCGGGUGGUGGAGCAGCUCCAGGGCUGCACCGGGGCCGGGGGGGCCGAGGCCGAGGAGGAGGCGGCGGCGGCGGCGGGCUGCGGGGCGGAGGCGCCCCCCAUCUACUGCGACAGCUGCCUGCAGGCGCCGGCCGUGCAGACGUGCCUGACCUGCACCGCCUCCUUCUGCCCCGAGCACCUGCGGCCGCACCAGGACAGCCCCGCUUUCCGCGACCACCAGCUCUGCCCGCCCCUGCGCGACCUGCAGCAGCGCAAGUGCCCGCAGCACAACAAGCUCUUCGAGUUCUUCUGCAGCCAGCACGGCAGCUGUAUCUGCUCCCUCUGCCUCCUCGGGCACAAGCUGUGCCACACCAGCCCCCUGCAGCUGGCCAAAAGCAACGCCGAGUCGGUGCUGAAGAAGAAACUGACGGAGCUGCAUAAUGGGAGCGAGAGAGUUGCUCGACUGAUGAGCACUGUGAGAACAAACCAAAGCCAAGUUGCUGAGACAGCUUCCAGAAAGAAAGAGUUGAUCCGAAGUGAAUUUUCAGAAAUUAAAGCUUUAAUUGAAGAAAGAGAAAAUCAGACCUUAAAAGUAGUUGCAGAUGAAGAAAAAAGAGUUUGCAAUAAGUUUGAUUAUAUUUACGAUGUUCUGGGAAAUAAGAAGAAUGAAAUUCAGUCUCUCAGAGAUCAGAUUGAGAAGGCACUGACUGAAGGUGAUGACAUUCUGUUUUUGAAGAGAGCAGCAGCACUGCAACAAAUGUCACCAAAAGAUGCUUUCGUCCCUGUAAUUGAAAUGGACCAAAACAUGAUACAUUCCACUUAUCAGUCUGCCAUUAACCUUAAAGACAUUGUGAAACUUUCAGUGACUCAGUUUAGGGAGAAAAAAGCAGAAGCAAAACUAACACCUGGGAAAACUAAGGCCCCUCCAGCAGCUCUUCCAAACAGAAACGCUCUUGGGAAAAAGCCUCCUGGACCACAGCAUACCCACAAAGAGAAGAACCUUUACCAGACUCAAGCUACUGUGCUGGUGGAGGCAGAGACCAAGGAGAAAAAGAAACCUGUUAAAGUUGCACCAACCGCGGGAACAGUAAAUGCUCCUGCUGCUGUCUCAGUCAAAGAGCUCAUCGACAGCUUUCUGAAGAAACCCAGAGAGGAGCUUUUGCAGUAUGCUGCUAACAUCACACUGGAUUACAACACAGCUCAUAACAAAGUGAUUCUGUCUGAGAGGUAUACCAAGAUGUCUGUCUCGGACACCCCCCUGAAUUAUAACUACCACCCUCAGCGCUUCACCGAUUGUUCACAAGUGUUGGGGUUCCAGUGCUUCAAGAGAGGCGUCCACUACUGGGAAGUGGAACUGCAACAGAACAACUUCUGUGCCAUUGGCAUCUGCUAUGGCAGCAUGGACCGGCAGGGGCCAGAGAGCCGCCUGGGGAGGAACAGCAGUUCUUGGUGUAUUGAGUGGUUUAAUUCCAAAAUAUCAUCCUGGCACAAUGAUGUCGAAAAGUGCUUACCCAAUGUGCGUGCUACCAAGAUUGGUGUGCUGCUCCACUGCGAUGGAGGGUUUGUGAUUUUCACGGCUGUUGGGGAGAAGCAUAACUUGAUCUAUAAAUUCAAAACCCAGUUUACUGAAGCCUUGUACCCUGCCUUCUGGUUAUUUUCCAGUGGCACUGUUCUUUCUCUUUGCCAAAUGAAACAGUAAGGUCUUGUAUCCUGUAUCCUAAUCUAGUUCACUUAAGUACUUACAUGCAUAUAAUCAGUCCUGCAGCAACUCUUUGUAUGUCUUAGUCUAAGAAGUCUCAAAGAUUGUUUGAGACAAAAAUUAUUAGCUCUUUUAAGCUGUUUGGGAAAACUGCUGAGUCUUUGUUCUGAAUUCCUAUAGCCUUUAGAUAGUGAUUUAGUAAAAUGUUGAUGAUAGUAAAAACCAUGAUGAAAGAUUUGCAAGGACCUUGAUUGUCCUUCUAAAAGCAAUGUUGUGGCUUCAGUAGCUGCUGUGGUUUGCUGUAAAGGAUCCCCAGAAUGAAUUUUUAGGUCAAAAUAUGUUUCACAGGUAGCAAUAGAGCCCUUUAAGAAAGGAACAGGAAGAAUUCCCUGACUAAUUCAGGUCCCGGGCUUUGAGUUGAGUCUCAGUGUUGUCUUUUUGCUAUAUGCAGACUGUUGUCCAUGGUCAGGAUUUGCCAUACACAUGUUCUCAGUGUAUGACUCCAUGAGAUGGUACAGAAUAAACUGUGUCAAAAGACCUGAACUUACUGAUAUUAAGUUAGGGAAGCCAGUGUGACAAAUCCCAUCAGAACGGAAAUGCAGAGACUUUAAGAAUUGAUGGAUAAGAAAUGGUGUCAGAAUCACCAGGAAAUAAAUGACACCAACUCAGAGACUGGGAUUAUGCCAGAGGUUCUUCAGGAAGACAUCCUGCAGAGCAAUAGUGUGUUCCAUGUAAUAACAUAGUUUGUGGGAUGAAGCAUUCUGUGUCAUGUUCUGACCCAGAACAUGCUUCACAUCUCCACACUGAAGGCUCUUCAGUGCAUUUUUUUGUGUGGGGAAUUGCAUUUUUGGCUUGCAUAGGGAGCAUAAACAUGCUGCUCACGUAAAGGAAGGCCUGCUGUCCUAAAGCCUUUCCUCUUUGUGAGGCGGGAUGUUCUCUGCUAAUGUAUCCGUAGUUGUUCAGGUGGUAGAAACUGGAUUUUCUACAUGUUGUUGGGACUGAUUUAAGGCAUCUCAAGACAGUGUGCACAGUACGUAGAAAAUGCUGCUGCUUCUCCGCACGAAGCUUGCAGGCAGACAGGUGAGCCUUUUGAAACAUACAGUGGAUUAGCACGAAGGAGAACAUACUUCCAUUCCCCCUGGGUGGAUUUUUAAUUCUCCUGGUGUUCUUCGCUUUGGGUUGCGGUAUGUCUUCAAAAGUCCUCGCCACAUACAGAGGAAUCUGUACUUCUGCACUGCUUACUUACAACUUUAAAACAAUCUGUAGGCAAUCAAGGUAUUUGGAUCUCAUAGUUAUUGGGCCUGUAUCUUGAUGCCUCUGGACUUACCAUGCUAGCUCUUAUUUGGUGCAGUAGCCCAUGAAGAACAGGGAAGCUCACACAAGAGAAUUCCUGGACUUUGAUUUGUAAAACUCCCCCUUAUGGGACUUUGAAAUAAAACACAAAGCUACUGCUGGAGUUUAGAAGGGAAUUGUCAGAAGGCUCAAAGGAAAGUCUGUGACUACAUAUCACAUUAGCCAAAGUACUUUAGAGAGACACUUGCAGGAAUUCAGGCUUGGCGCCUCUAUCUUUACAUGGUUUGUAAACAGUUAGGACUUUGUCAAGGAUAGCGUAAGUCUGAUAAGACUCCGCCAUUUUUCUGGCCAGACUAGGAUAUGGAAUCGAUGGUGGACCUAAAAGUGCUGUGGGUGUCUUUGGAGUAGUUGUAUUACCUGAAGGGUCUCAGCACUAAAUCUCAGUCAGCACUAAAACUGCCACAUGAAGGAAAACGCCUCAAAAGGUGUGGAAGGAGGAUCUGUCCUGCUAGGAGCCAACAGCGAAUGCAAAACUUUUCCCUUUUGCACUUCCAGUGUUUCAGCAGUGAUGGACAAGAGCAGUUUCCUCUGAGAAACCCCGUCCCCUUUGCUGCUUGGCUGUAAUGCAGGGCUGCAGAUCCACUCAGCAGGGUGCUGAAGGAGUACUCAGUCUCCUUGUUCAUGGCAGGGGAGGUGGAAAAGUGCUCCGGUGGCUUGUGCAGUGGAGGAAGUCCACAUUUUCUAUUUCUUGCUUCUUGACUUUAAAGGGGUGUCAAUGUUAACCUCUAAGUCUAUGGGCUGCUUCAGCCGUAGUCUGGAGUGAUACUCAAGGAAAGUAAAGAAGAGCUUUUAUUCUGCUGUGUUGGACAAGAUGGGAUUAUUUAAAUGUGACAUUAGUGUAUGAGCAACAGCACGUAACAAAUAAGGUGUUCAGGUUACCACAGGCAGUGAAACAAGCCUGCUGCUGUAUUCCCGAGUCUUUGUUGUUUUGUGCUGCAAAUGACUAGAAAUGAGAGAAGGUGUUUCUCUUAAUUUGGAAUGAAAUGAGAAAUGCAUAACUGAAUUGCUGUGCUUCUGAAAACUGUUAUUUUGGUUAGCUUCAGAUAUCUUGGGUAUAGCAAAGCAUUGGGGUAAUAUCACACUAGAAAAACAUUAGUUACAGCAUAAGUAACUAUUCAAAAGCCUCUUCAACACAACUCAAGUGUCCUUAGCCUACCAGUAACUAUCAAAGCUGUACUGAUUUUAAACAAAACGUAGAUACAAGCAUGCGCUUUAAUUACACUAGUCUUUUUAAUACCAAGAAAAACCCAAUUUAUCCAGUCUAGAAAAAGAAUUCUGGUGUUAAUAAAGCCAUGAGGAUGUAGAAUGAUUUGCAUAUUAAUGUACAAGUGAGUAAAUGGAAAAACACCCACUGAAAAUACAGUAAUCUGUUUAAUCUUUUCUGCAGUGAAAUAUAUCAGUAAAAUACUGCAGUUAGAAAUAGAAAUGCUUAUGUAAUUAUAAACCUGUUGAUUGUACUGAUAUCAGCCAUGUACAUGUAUACUACAUAUUAUUUCAUAGAUGUGUCAGCUGGACAUCCUUGUCAGGGCAUUAGACAGAUUUUGUGGCAUCUGUUCUAUGACUGUGUCUGUAACUGUAUUAGUUGACGGUUGUUAAUCUUUUUAGCUGUAAAGUGAAACAAAUUGUGGUAUUCUGAAUUCAAUAAAUAUUCAUGGUAAGCCCUAA